Diospyros lotus (date-plum) is the source of this 1547-nucleotide messenger RNA. RefSeq names its product glyceraldehyde-3-phosphate dehydrogenase GAPC1, cytosolic-like. The coding region runs from base 283 to 1308 and encodes 341 amino acids. NCBI's taxonomy places the organism in Eukaryota, Viridiplantae, Streptophyta, Magnoliopsida, Ericales, Ebenaceae. Gene Ontology annotation, biological process: glucose metabolic process. The transcript has 12 exons. The record is from RefSeq and is a predicted model, not a curated record. Gene Ontology annotation, molecular function: oxidoreductase activity, acting on the aldehyde or oxo group of donors, NAD or NADP as acceptor; NADP binding; NAD binding.
AACAAGCCAAACCCGCUCUCGUGGUGUGCGUGCCCUUCCACCACCUGUUUCCUUCUUUUUUUUAAUCUAGAAGAAUACAAAAUUUGAUCUUGUAGUCAAGUGCUUUCGAUUUGUCAAAUUUGGAACGAGAGAAAAUCAAACGUGUCGGGCUUUUACUUUCUGAGCUUCCAAACUCUUUAAAUCGAGCCGCCUCAUCACCGAUCCCCCCACAUUACUAAUCUCUUCUCUCCUUCAAUCUCUCUAAAUCUAUAGCCCCUUUUGUCUCUCACACUGCAAUCCGACAUGGGUUCUGAUAAGAAGAUCAAGAUUGGAAUCAAUGGCUUCGGUAGGAUCGGCCGUUUGGUUGCCAGAGUUGCUUUACAAAGAAACGAUGUUGAACUCGUAGCCGUCAAUGAUCCUUUCAUCUCCGCUGAUUAUAUGACAUAUAUGUUCAAGUACGAUAGCGUUCAUGGACACUGGAAGCAUACUGAUGUGAAGGUCAAGGAUUCGAAGACCCUUCUCUUUGGUGAAAAACGGGUCCAUGUUUUUGGCGUCAGGAACCCUGAAGAAAUUCCAUGGGCUGAAACCGGAGCAGAGUACAUUGUGGAGUCUACUGGAGUUUUUACUGAUAAGGAAAAGGCUGCUGCUCACUUGAAGGGUGGGGCUAAGAAGGUGAUCAUCUCAGCUCCAAGUAAGGAUGCCCCAAUGUUUGUUAUGGGCGUUAAUGACAAGGAUUACAAGCCAAAUCUUGACAUUGUCUCCAAUGCUAGCUGCACUACCAACUGUCUUGCUCCCCUUGCCAAGGUUAUUCAUGAUAGAUUUGGCAUUGUUGAGGGUCUCAUGACCACUGUUCACGCCACCACUGCUACUCAGAAGACUGUUGAUGGACCAUCAAACAAGGACUGGAGAGGGGGAAGAGCUGCUUCUGUCAACAUUAUUCCCAGCAGCACUGGAGCUGCCAAGGCAGUUGGAAAGGUUCUGCCUUCACUGAAUGGGAAGCUGACCGGAAUGUCCUUCCGGGUUCCAGUUGUGGAUGUUUCGGUUGUGGACCUCACUGUGAGGCUUGAGAAGGCGGCUACUUACCAGGAAAUCAAAAAUGUUAUCAAGGAGGAGUCAGAGGGCAAACUCAAGGGGAUCUUGGGGUACACUGAAGAUGAUGUUGUCUCCACAGACUUCAUCGGUGACAGCAGAUCAAGCAUCUUCGAUGCCAAGGCUGGGAUUGCUCUGAAUGAUAAAUUUAUGAAGCUUGUUGCUUGGUAUGACAACGAAUGGGGUUACAGCUCGCGCUGUGUCGACCUCAUCGUCCACAUGCAUUCAGUGUGUGCUUAAUGCAAAUCCCUACGAAAUGAAAGCCUAAAGCCAUGUAAUGGUUCUGAUCUUAGAGAAUAAGCGAGAGAGAGUCUCGUGGGUUGUUAUUUGUAAUUCGAUGCUCUGGAAAUGUGACCUUUUUCUGGAUGUUUGGUCAAUCGAGAAUAAUCGUAUUCCAUUUUGAGGUGUUUAAAAUUAUCCGCCACUGCGCCCUUGCGGGUCAAUGUUAGCUAUAUAUAGUCAGUCUUUUGUCCUUUGAA